This is a messenger RNA of Pararge aegeria (speckled wood butterfly), 856 nucleotides long. RefSeq names its product V-type proton ATPase subunit D-like. The transcript is spliced from 5 exons. The coding region runs from base 11 to 856 and encodes 281 amino acids. Gene Ontology annotation, cellular component: vacuolar membrane; proton-transporting V-type ATPase complex. NCBI's taxonomy places the organism in Eukaryota, Metazoa, Arthropoda, Insecta, Lepidoptera, Nymphalidae. The record is from RefSeq and is a predicted model, not a curated record. Gene Ontology annotation, molecular function: proton-transporting ATPase activity, rotational mechanism.
UCUAAGUACGAUGAACUUCGAAAACCGCUAUCCCGUUACAGCUUCCUUAUUCAUGCUGAGGGAAAUAAAAAAUCGUCAGGAAAAAGUGAAUCGAGGGUACCAGCUUUUGAAAAGGAAAGCCGAAGCUUUACGUAUUCGAGGGCGCCAAGCUGCGUCCGAAUUGGCGACUACUCAAGCGAUUUUAGGUCACACCUUGCGAGAAGCGUACAUAUCGCUAGCAGCUGUAAAGUUUACGAAUGGAGAGUCCAAUGCUUUAGUGUUGGAGAACGUAGGAGAGGCUCAAAUACGGGUUCAACGUAUACCAGAAAACAUAUCAGGAGUCACCACUGUCUCCCUACAAGUGGUGGAAGAUGCUACCGUCAACGAUGCCCUACGCUUUGCCGGCCUCGGCGCCGGUGGUCACCGCACCACAGAAACUAAGAAAGCGUUUCGGGAUACUGUGAAAAUAUUAAUUAAGUUUGCCUCACUCCGAAACUCUUGUUUGCUGCUCGAUGAAGCUAUUAAAUCCACGCUAAGAAAAGUGAAUGGCAUCGAAAAAGUUAUAUUGCCCAAACUACGAAACACUGAAAAAUACAUUUUAACCGAAAUGGACGAAAGGGAACGGGAAGACUUCCAUCGCUUGAAAAUGGUCAAAGCAAAGAAGAAUAUGGGUCAACUUUUGCCUACAGUAAAAUCUAUUAUGAAGCCCAUCUACGGGGAUAUCGACAAUUCUUCAGUGCCAUCCGUGUCCCAAGAGGAUUCGCUGGAAUGCAUUGCCUUGAGCCCUAUCACGAUUUCAACAACUACCGUCUCGGGUGGUGAUUUUAAACCGAUUUGCUACCCGCAUAACUGGGAUGAUGAAGAUUUGUUGUUUUAA